AUGGCUACUAUCUCCGCUACAGCCUUGCAAGAGGGUACAACACCAUGGCGCAAGAAUCUAUCCGCCCACGUCAUCUGCCCCGAGUGCAAAGAAAUGCCCCCAAAUCUGGAAUUCCCAGGUUCUCAUGAGACUGUUUGCGGAUCCUGUGGACUGGUUCUUGCGGAUCGAGAAAUCGACAUGCAUUCCGAAUGGCGUACCUUCUCGAACGAUGACCAAAACAACGACGAUCCUUCGCGUGUUGGUGAUGCUACGAAUCCGCUAUUGAAUGGUGAUCAAUUGGAGACGCAAAUUGCUAGUGGUGGUUCUGGCCGGGUUCGUGAUCUGUACCGUGCCCAAAAUAAACAAUCGAGCGACAAGGCGAAUAAGUCCCUCCUUGCCGCAUACAAAGAAAUCGGUGCUCUCUGUGACGGGUUUGGAAUCCCGAAGAACGUGGCAGACACUGCCAAAUAUUUAUUCAAGAUUGUCGACGACGCGAAAGCAUUCAAGGGCAAAUCGCAGGAUGUCAUCAUCGCCGGAUGUAUUUUCAUCGCCUGUCGCAAGUGCAAAGUUCCUCGUACUUUCACUGAGAUUUUCGCUGUCACCAAGGUCUCAAGGAAGGAGAUUGGACGUAUAUACAAAGCCCUUGAGAAGUUCUUUACCAGCCAGAAUCUCGAGCGGGCCAAUGCAGUUGUGUCCAACGGAGGUGUUCCCGACCCCAACGACACGUACACUGCUACGACCUCUACCAAGCCCAGCGACCUCUGCAGCCGUUUCUGCAACCUUCUAGAUCUACCAUUCCAAGUCACAAGCGUAUCAUCGGCCCUGUCGGAUCGCGUGACUACGGAGGGCAACCUUGCCGGACGCUCUCCGCUCUCCAUUGUUGCGGCGUGCAUCUACAUGGCUUCGUAUCUCAUGGGCCACCCCAAGUCCGCAAAGGAAAUCUCCCAAGUCGCUCACGUCAGCGACGGCACAAUCCGCGGCGCUUACAAGCAACUCUACACCGAGCGCGAGAGCUUGGUUGACAAAGAAUGGAUUAAAGAUGGUAAGGGAGCGCUGAAGAAUCUUCCUCCCAGCUAAAUCCGUUCUCUUAUCCGAGCUGAGCCGUUGUCGUUGUUAUUACAACCUGGUCCUAUGGCUUUGGUUUAUCCUAUCCUUUUUAAAGCUGCUAUCCAUCUGUUUUAUUCCCUAGCUAGAGUGUGUGAUCUAUUCAGGUCAU
Aspergillus nidulans FGSC A4 is the source of this 1195-nucleotide messenger RNA. Its product is annotated as transcription factor TFIIB. The record is from RefSeq and is a predicted model, not a curated record. The transcript has a single exon. Bases 1 to 1056 code for a protein of 351 amino acids. Gene Ontology annotation, biological process: transcription open complex formation at RNA polymerase II promoter; transcriptional start site selection at RNA polymerase II promoter; DNA-templated transcription initiation. Gene Ontology annotation, molecular function: transcription coactivator activity; RNA polymerase II general transcription initiation factor activity; TBP-class protein binding. Gene Ontology annotation, cellular component: transcription preinitiation complex; nucleus. NCBI's taxonomy places the organism in Eukaryota, Fungi, Ascomycota, Eurotiomycetes, Eurotiales, Aspergillaceae.